AUGGGACAGCCGAUGACAGUCAUUUGCACAGGCGAGUUGCUACCCUUCAUCACUUCGGCGCCUGGGAAGGUGAUCAUCUUUGGCGAGCACUCGGCGGUGUACAACAAGCCUGCGAUUGCUGCCAGCGUGUCGUCGUUGCGGACGUAUCUCUUUGUGGAGGCGGAUGCAGAGAGCGAUGCAGUGCGAAUGGAGUUCCCAGAUAUCGGGUUCCAGUACAGUUGGAAGCACGAGGCGUUGACGGCGGUGCCGCGGGAGGCGGUGGUACGGGCCUUCUGCUCGCGCGAGCUGGACGCGGAGGUACUAGCGCACGUUGACAGGCUUCUGAUGGGGCUGGAGGGAGCGCUGGCGCGGCACGCGGCGCUGUGCUUCCUGUACAUAUACACUUGCCUGUGUCGGGAGGUGCAGGGCGUAAGGUUCACGGUGAAGUCGACGCUUCCAAUCGGCGCGGGGCUCGGGUCCAGCGCGUCGAUUGCUGUGUGCCUUGCGCUGGCGAUGGGGCGGCUGGGCGGGCACGUGCAGUGCGAGUCAGGCGCGCUAACGAAGGAGCAACAGGACUUUGUUAACCGGUGGGCGCUUGUGGGGGAGCAGUGCAUCCACGGGACACCCUCGGGCAUCGACAACGCUGUGGCCACGUAUGGCGACGCCGUUCUAUUCCAGCGUCAGCCGGACGGCUCUACUAAGUUCGAUCACCUCAGCGACUUUCCGCAGAUGCCGAUGAUCCUGACGAACACGAAGGUGCCGAAGUCGACGAAGGUCUUGGUCGCGAAUGUCGGCAAGCUGGUGGAACAGGAGCCGCUCAUCACGGCCCCUAUCCUCAACACGAUGGCGCAGGUGGUGACACAGGCGCACGAGCUCCUCCCUCUGUUACAGGGCGACGACACCGUCUACACACGAUUGCUACAACUAGUCAGAAUCAACCACGGACUGCUUGUGGCACUCGGUGUCUCACAUCCGAGUCUGGAGCAUGUCAGAGCGCUCUGCGAUACCCUGGGCAUCGGGGCCACCAAGCUGACAGGCGCCGGCGGCGGCGGCUGCGCCCUCACGCUGUUGAAGCGCGACGUCGAAGAUGAGCUCGUGGAGCAAUUCAGAAAGACGCUGCUGGAUAAACACGGCUACGAGUCAUUCACCACAGGGCUGGGCGGCGUCGGCUGCUGUCUCGCGACGUCGCAGACCAUCCGGCCUCACCUGGACAGAAUAAAAACUCUGUUCCAAGAAGAUACCCCUCAGCAGCAGUUGGCGGAGGCGUUGUUACCAGGUGCUUCCCCGAUAGAUUGGAUCCACGGCUAG
This is a messenger RNA of Eremothecium gossypii ATCC 10895, 1287 nucleotides long. RefSeq names its product mevalonate kinase (gene ERG12). Gene Ontology annotation, biological process: ergosterol biosynthetic process; isoprenoid biosynthetic process. The coding region runs from base 1 to 1287 and encodes 428 amino acids. Gene Ontology annotation, molecular function: mevalonate kinase activity; ATP binding. Gene Ontology annotation, cellular component: cytoplasm. The record is from RefSeq and is marked provisional. NCBI's taxonomy places the organism in Eukaryota, Fungi, Ascomycota, Saccharomycetes, Saccharomycetales, Saccharomycetaceae. The transcript has a single exon.